AUGAAACGUUCAACAUAUUGGAUGUUAAGUACUAUCUACAUUUACGCUCAAUUAUUGGGAAUUUUGAAUUUCUGCUACAAUUGUCAUACGGGUAGAGCCCAUAUUAAACCCUACAUAACGGCCUAUUCUGCCAUAAUUAGUUUAACAAUGUUCGGAGUUUUAACGUAUUUUCUUUUACAUAUGGAAAUUAAAAAUCAUCCCGCCGGCAGUGCAGAACUACAUUAUAAACUAAAUCUUUUAACAUCGAUCAUACGUGUAGUUGGUGUUAUAUUAACAGUUUUCUACAAUUGGACUAGACGUCGGGAGUCUGUGCAAUUAAUUAAUACAUAUCAACAAUUUUGCAGAAGAUUUUUAAAGAAAUGGCAAGUGGAAGAAAGAUUUAUGCAAUAUCUGGAACAUGGAAUAAGAGUCAAAUUGAAACGUUCAUUUAUAGCAGAUGUAUUAGUGUACGUAAUUAUAUAUCAACAUUUAGGUGUUAUAUUUGAUAUGGAGAAUAGUUAUAUAUUAUUAGCCUUGGCUUUAAUACCUACAGUUCUAAAUGUAGUUAUGACUUUAUAUUAUUUUGCCAUUUUAAACAUCAAUAUUUUAAUGACAAUUAUCAAUGAGGAAAUUAAAAGAAUUUUAAAUAUAAUUUGUGAAACUGAAAAAGGAAAUUGUGUAAAAUACUGUCAUUUAGCUGAUCAAUUGGACGACUUGGCAGUGGCUCAAGGAAUAUUUAAAACUUUUUUGAAACACAUUAAUAAAAUAUAUAAUGUGCAAGCGAUUUGUGUAGUGUUGGAUUUAUAUGUGAAUAAUAUUUUUGUGAUUUAUAUAUUUGCCAUGUUAUCCAAUCAUCUCGAUAUAUGGGCCUAUUAUGGCGAUUGGGUGGUAUAUUUUGUACCAGUUGCACUUUUUAUAUGGUACCUAGACAUACAGUUAUAUAUAUACGUCAUGCUAAAUACCGUUGAUUUGAUGAAGAAAACUGGAGAGUUAUUAAAAGGUCGACCAAUUUGGACUUCUAAUUUAAAUGAUCGUUUAGAGAGAAGUCUCGACAACUUUUCCCUGCAACUUGCUCAAUUUCCUUUGGAAUUCGAUCUGGUAGGAUUAUUUAACAUGAAUCGUCCUAUGGCUUUUGCUACUUUUAGUUCGACGAUAUCGAAUGCUAUUGUUUUAAUACAAUACGAUUUAAAGUAUACGAAAAGAAAUUAAAUAACAUAUUAUAAAUGUAAAAUUAAUU
Lucilia cuprina (Australian sheep blowfly) is the source of this 1216-nucleotide messenger RNA. RefSeq names its product putative gustatory receptor 59d. Bases 1 to 1188 code for a protein of 395 amino acids. Gene Ontology annotation, biological process: sensory perception of taste. The record is from RefSeq and is a predicted model, not a curated record. The transcript has 2 exons. Gene Ontology annotation, molecular function: sweet taste receptor activity. NCBI's taxonomy places the organism in Eukaryota, Metazoa, Arthropoda, Insecta, Diptera, Calliphoridae. Gene Ontology annotation, cellular component: neuronal cell body; axon; dendrite.